Trichomonas vaginalis G3 is the source of this 737-nucleotide messenger RNA. RefSeq lists its product as uncharacterized. The transcript has a single exon. The annotation marks the transcript as partial. The record is from RefSeq and is a predicted model, not a curated record. NCBI's taxonomy places the organism in Eukaryota, Parabasalia, Trichomonadida, Trichomonadidae.
AUGUACGCCGCUCAGAAUAUAACGCCAACAGUUUUGGAUGCUAUGAAUGGAAAUGUUUCCGAAUGGUAUAACGAAUGCGACAAUGCCAUUAGAAGGUCAGAAAUAGUUCCUGGAACUUACGAAUAUACAACUGCUGUUUCUUAUGGAAAUGUAGGUGAGUUUGGAGAAGGUUCUUCAACAACAGUAGAUAUUGCUUGCGACAGGUUUCAUAUAAUUUCUAUUGACAACUCAUUCUUAUACGUGGAACAAGACAUUGAAAUAAAACCUUCUGCCAAGUUGUCUGACAAGAAAGGUUGCAAUGGAAUUUUCUAUGUCGGAUACCAAUAUGCUCCAGAAGUUUUCAUGGGAUAUAAGAUAUAUUCUAACUCUGACUUAGUUCAAACAGUAACAUGGGCAAACUAUGAAUGGUUCGCUUUGAGAAACUCAGUACAACCACAAGCUAGAGAACAAACAGACCAGUAUGCAACUAUUGAGAAAAUAAGAAGACUUGACCCUAACGUUCCAGGAGUUUAUGUUAACCUUUCUGGUUCAGAUGGAAAUGCUGUCACUAAAGUAAAACUGAAACUUAGAGUUCCUUUGUCAUCUUUCCUCAUCUUCAGGUUUUUAAGAUACUUGCCAAACUGGGCAGGAAAAAUUUCUAUCGAACUUACUCCAAGCAAAAAUAACUUAGUCAUUGCACCAACACAAGACCCAUUCAGCAUUGCUGUAGCUGGAACUGGUGGAGCCAAGUUCUGUGA